Molecule: messenger RNA, 2216 nt
Organism: Nasonia vitripennis (jewel wasp)
Lineage: Eukaryota; Metazoa; Arthropoda; Insecta; Hymenoptera; Pteromalidae
Exons: 3
Coding region: 864-2006 (380 amino acids)
Source: RefSeq, a predicted model, not a curated record
CGUGCGAAUGGUAGUACUCGCUGCUUGCUCCGGUCUCCACCAUACCCAGUAGUCCAAGAGCCCCAGGCUCUCGAAGAGUAUGCGUGCAGUCCACUCCCUCUCCAUGUAGACUGAGAUCCAGCAUCGCUUAUAAUUGUGAAUACUAAAUGAUUAAAUCAAUAAAUGAAAGACAUUUAAAACAUAUAAACCCUUGUUUAGCAUUACCCAUUCCCAUCCCCCCAGCAGUUGUGUCACCGGUAUAGGAUGGUAGUACCUCACACAUCAGUCUAAUAGCUGCGUGGUUUACCUAAGUGUGCGGGAUAUGCGUAGUGGGAAUACCCUACUCAUCUCCCUCUACACACGAGCAGUUCUCCUCUGGUAACUCGGCCAUUACAGAGGAUAGGGAGGUAAUGUCCACUCAACAGAUAUUACCGGGUGGAUCAAAGUCUGCUAUCGCUCUUCGAAUGUGCUUCUCCCCCGCUUUACUAACUUCGGUACGGAAGCCGGGUGACGACAUCGGUGCACACACACUGUGUGGGCGUGCAUCGAUGCUCCGAAAACGAAAAAAAAGGCUUAAACUCAUGUAACGGCCGACGUGCUAGUGCGACUGUGAACUGUGAUGUGCGAAGAAUAAUUUUGGAAAGGAUUAACAAAGAUAUACAAUAAUUAUUUAUACUUAAUAAAAUAAUUAUUUCAUUUGUUGUAUAUUUAAAUGAACGAUUGAGAGUUCGAAAUUUUUAAUUGCUGUUUGAGUACUGUGUGUCAUUUUCUAACCUCAAUUCGUGAUUUCUAUAAAUGAUUCUGCAACUUAAUUUUAUCAUAAAGCUUAUUUUUUUCACACGUAUACAAAAGGAUUGAACAUUUAAAAUCUUUAAGUUAGCUCUAUGGAAUCCAGAGAAGAAUGUAUUAACUAUUAUUUUCAAAGAGGAUAUACAUACAAAGAAAUUGUUGGUUUGCUGAGAAAUCAUAAUAUAAACAUAACAGUCCGUCACCUACAGAGAAUCUUGAGGAAUCUUGGAUUAAGAAGAAAAGGUAUCAUCGGAAGUGACCUAGAAGAAGUUUGUAGUGCUAUUAUCAGUGAAUUAGACAGUAGUGGAUCAGAUUUAGGUUACAAGACUUUGUGGCGACGGUUGAAGUUAUUUUAUAACCUUGUUGUGAAACGAGAUACCAUCUUAGAUAUUUUACGGAUAGUAGAUCCUGAUGGUCUUGCUGAACGGCUAAGACAUAGAUUAAGGAGACGCAAAUACAAUGUACCUGGGCCAAACUUUAUAUGGCAUAUCGAUGGGUAUGAUAAGCUAAAGCCUUUUGGGUUUGCUAUCCAUGGUGGGAUCGACGGGUUCUCUAGAAAAAUUUUAUGGUUAGAAGUGGCUAGUUCUAAUAACAAUCCAGAUAUAAUUUCUUAUUACUAUCUAAAAACUGUGCAAAAAUUCGAUUUGCUUCCAACUUUGGUAAGAUCUGAUAAGGGUACUGAAAAUUGUAUAGUUGAAUCUCUUCAACAGGCUUUACGAUAUGAUCAUGAAGAUUCUUUAUCUGGAGCAGAUAGUUUCAUCAAAGGAAGAAGUACGUCCAAUCAAAGAAUAGAAGCUUACUGGUCUCAAAUGAGACGGGAAGGUGUUAAUUUUUGGAUUAACUUCUUUAAAGAUUUAAGAGAUACUAAUCUGUUGAAUGAUUCUGACGUAAUUGAAAUAGAAUUUUUAAGAUAUUGUUUUGGGCCUUUACUUAAGUACGACUUAGAAGUUAUCCGUAAAGAGUGGAACUCUCAUAAAAUACGAAGACAGAGAUGUCAGGAGACUGUAUCGGGUAAACCAAAUUGUUUAUUUUACAACCCAGAAAAUUAUGAUGCUACAGACUAUAAGAAAGAAGCUGAUCAAGAUCAUAUUAAAAUAUGUUUGGAACAAUUUAGUAUAGAACCUAAACUCUUUGAUUCCUAUGCUGUAGACUUAGUGCAACUUUUAAAACCUGGAUGUAACCACACCAACUACCAUAGAAGAGGCUUUAAAUCUCUUCAUAGAGCUGAAAGAGCUUAAAAGCAAUUAUGAAGACGUAGAAAAUUAAACUUAAAAAAAAUCAUAUGUCAUUUGACUUUUCACUUUUUUAUAAAUAAAAAUUUUUAGAAAUUCAUGGUUGCCAAUUCAGCAGUAAGAUAAUUUCAUGAUAAAUUAAAAACAAGAUUUGUUCAACAGUUAAUUCAACAGUUUUACCAUUCAGAUCGACAGAUUCGGAAUAUCCUGGCUCAG